CUCAUAUGAUUGCAGGAAACUAAUUUUGAAAGGGUUCCUGGGAUGUAAGUGUUGAUAGAAUGAAAAUGGACUUCUGUGAUAGCUUUUGCAUUUUUGCAUUUCCUUUUGCCACAAAGAAUAGUUGUAUAUGGAUGAAGUGGCAUUUGCUGGCUCUUUAGUCUUCCGUUGGUUUAAGCGUGAUGGUCAGAAUGACACUGACUGUUUAUUAAAAGAGCACUGCUUGCCCGGUGGCCUGAGUAGAGUCUUAGUUACCAGUCCAGAGAGAACUGGAGUGAAGCUGGUCCAGCGGGUAAAGAAAGGCGCCUUAGCGAGCGUGGUGCAUUUCUGUCAGCUGCUUCCCUUCUCUGGAGCUGUGCGGCUGGUGGUCUUGCAAGCGGUGUGGUUCCGUUCCUAGGAUUUCCUGGGGGUCCAGGAGCAGGGCAUGUUCUUCUCAGCCUGGGCUUGCAGAUGGACAAUGGCCGUGUUUCUGGCUCUUUGGUAGGCACUGUGCUGCUCCCGCAGAGGUCUUUUCCUGCCUUGCAGCUUGGCAGCAGAGGAGAUGUCCCCUAAAGAGCCACCAGUUGGUCCCUCCCUCCCCCUCAUUUUCAUUUGGCUCUACUCAGCCAUUCAGAAGGCUGGCAUUGACCAGAGAAACAAAGGGCUCUUUCAGGCCCCAGGCUUUUGUUAAUAUUCCCCGUUUCUCUUCCCCCUUUCCUAGUCCCAUUGUUAAUCCUCAAGCAGUCUCAGUGGCUUUGGGGAAGAAAUGUUCCACGGUUGUAGGGGAAGUUAGAGGUCUGAAGGUGCCAAUUUCCCCAUCAGUUGUGCCCUGAUCACCAGCGAGAGUGGAAAGGCACUGGUUUAAAGUGACAUUGGUUGGGAAGGUCUGCCUGCCUGUUGUGGUGGCUGCAGCGCCCUUAAACUUGCGGGGCUCAAGCCUGCUCCGUCCAGACCCCCUUGCAGAGGUAACGCUGUUCUGAACCUUUUCUCUCCCAGCCAACGGUUCCCAUCAACUCCCAGUUGUCAUAGUUGGGGGUGAUGGGAAUUGUACCCCAAUAGACUUUGGAGAUGCUAGAUUCGACAGGGCUGGGCUACUUGUUCUUUGGAUUUAUAGCCUGCUUCACCUCCUCUUGGAGCUCAAGGGGCGUAGAUGCCAUUUCCCUCUGAAUUUAAGAAGGCAGGUGGCUUUGCUAGGUCACCUCCUGGUGAAACUGUCCUGGAAUGCUGUGCAAUGCUGUGCAAUGGUCCACAGUGGACGUUCAGACAGUGCUGGACUGGGGUGCUGCUGUAGGUUAGCUUCCCGAGGAAUAUUUGUACUGUGUGUUCCUAUGAGCAGCUGAUCUUUUUUUCAUUCUCUCUCCCUGGUUUCCAAGUAACAUGCUUCUGGUGUGCUCGCAAGGGUACAAGUCAGUGCAGGGUAAGGCUGAUGGAGCAGGCAGGCGCUUGGAUUGUGAGCAUGGCAUGGAUCGCCAGGUGUGGACAGAGCGCCGAGCAGAGCCGCCGCUCGAGCUUGUGGGACGAACCGGACCGUGGCCUUCCUCCUGUGGAGCGGCUCCUUCCCAGGUGCCGUGAAGCACGUGGUGAAGGUUCCUGAGAAGCAGAGGGUGCUGGCCGGGUGACCCACACAGAUCAAGGCUCAGGGCUGGAAAGGAGUGGCUCAGUUUAAUAGCAGGAUAAGGGAAGGGAUUGGGCGCAGAAGCAACAAAACCCAUUUCAACAGAGCUGCUUUAACCAGCAGUUUUUCUCCUCAAACUUUCCUGUUUUAAAGUUGUUUUGAUAUGUAUUGUUUGGUAGUUUCCUAGAACUAAAUCACUUGCUGUCAACAGCAGUCUUAAAAAAAAGGUGCCUUUUUUUCUUUUUUUACUUUAGAGAGAGCAAGAUGGAUUUAUUCCCUCGCAGCUCUUUCUAAACUCACGCAUAAGCUGUGAUUAGGUAAAAAUAAUUCAACCCCCUAUUGCUUUCAGAAAUGGAUCCUGAGAGUUUAGCUUCCCCCCCUUUUUUUUAAUCAGGUCGAGGUAUAAGCUUUGUCCCUUUACCUCAGGGAUAACAGCACCUGUUAUCCUGGCCCUUUCUCCUAAUUUUGGUUACUGCCUUGGUGAAAGUUUGCUAGUACCCCUGGAGAGGGCUUUGCUGUGGAGAUGCCGCUCUUAAGAGGUAAAUGAGGGAAGCUGGACAACAAGCGGCAGGGAGGCUUCUCAGGGAUGACAGGAAGACUAUAAAAGAGGCAGCAGCAAGAGGUUAUAGGAAAGAGGGUCAGUUUUGUUUAUCUCAUUUUCUGAGUUCGUGAAUGUUACGUAGUAUCAUAUGUCUGCAUUUCAAAAUACAGAACACACACGUGUUUUGCUAUGUCACUCUUUUGGCAAUAUGACAUGUCACGUGAUGGACUUUUUAUUUUUAAUACAUAUGCCUGUUUAUUAGCUCAGGUUUCUGUUUCUUGAUGUUUGAAAAGCAUCAGUCGGAUCUGCAGUUUGGUCAGGGACGUGUGGCUUAUAAUGGGAUUUUCUAAACCAGCUGGACAUCCUGUGGGAUUAUUUGGGGGAAACAGAGCUCACAUUGAUGGAGGAAAGCUUACAAGCUGAGGCUGAGAUUCUGGGUUCUACAGGAAGUGGUUUUUCAACGCAUACAUCCAAAUUCUCUGUGAGGCAAUGUGCAUUAGAAUCCCCCGGGGACCUGUACAGCAGCCCCUGGAGGAUCGGAUCUUCACUCCCACUGUCUCGGCUGUGUACAGCACUGUUACACAGGUGGCAAGACAGCCAGGUCCUCCUGCCCCCUCCCCUUACUCUGCUCAUGAAAUAAGCAAGGGGCAUCCUGCCCUUGCUGCCACACCCCCAGGACAUGCCUCCUCCCCUGGCCUCACCCAGUUUGCAGCGGGGCCUCGACCUGCCCACCACCAGUUUUUCCAGAGGCCUCAAAUACAGCCGCCUCGAGCUGCCAUCCAGAACAGCAGCCCUUCCAUCCGCCCAGGCGCACAAACACCCACGGCCGUCUAUCAGACCAAUCAGCACAUCAUGAUGGUCAACCACCUCCCCAUGCCCUACCCGAUGCCUCAGGGCCCCCAGUACUGUAUUCCACAGUAUCGGCACAGCGGCCCUCCUUACGUGGGGCCCCCACAACAGUAUCCUGUUCAGCCCCCAGGGCCUGGUCCGUUUUAUCCAGGACCGGGGCCUGGAGAAUUCCCCAAUGCCUACGGAGCCCCUUUCUAUCCGAGUCAGCCAGUGUAUCAGUCAACGCCCAUCAUAGUGCCUACCCCACAACAACAGCCGCUCCCGCCCACCAAGCGGGAGAAGAAGACGAUCCGCAUCCGGGAUCCGAAUCAAGGGGGCAAAGACAUAACAGAAGAAAUUAUGUCUGGCGGAGGGAGCAGGAACCCCACGCCUCCUGCUGUCCGGCCCACCUCUACCCCUACACCUCCCCAGCAGCAGCUGCCCAGCCAGGUCCCCGAGCACAGCCCUGUGGCCUGCGGGACUGUGGAGAGCUCUCCCCUUCCUGCCAGCAGCCCCGUCACGGCGACUAGCGGCCCGAAGCAAGAAGAGAAGCCUAAAACAGAUCCAGUAUUAAAAUCUCCUUCCCCUGCCCUCAGACCAGAGCCUAGUGGAGAGAGGAAAGAGCAAACGGGCCUGACUGCGGAGACCCCCCCCUGCCCGGAGACCUCCUUGGAGCUUCCUGGUCCUGCUUUAGCCUCCCCACUUGCAGUCGUGGCUCCCAGCAAGUCGCCACUUGCAUCUGGCUCGGAGGAUGGCUGCGAACUGGCUUCCCUGCCACAGGAGGCUCCUCCGCUUCCCAGGGCUGUGCCCUGCGUGGAACUGCCCACCUGCCCCUUGACAGAGGAGGCCGACCCAGAGAGAUGCCGGGAGCCCUCUAGAAUAGUCCCCAACGACCUUCACGUGACUCCUAGUACUAAUCUAAUUAACGAACUCAAUGGGGUUCCUGAAAGGGUAACUGUGAGCGACGACAUCCUAGAACUUGGUGGGCCACAGGAGGCCGUGCUGCCAGCCGUGGAACUGGCGAGUCAAGAGACAGAAGUUGAAAGCGUGCCGCCUGCUGCUUCCAUGGUGCUCCCUGGCUCCCCCUCACCGCCUCCAAGACCUCCCCACUCCCCCCUUCCCCUGCCUGUCACCCUUGCCCCCCAUCUCCCCCCCUCUCCUCCCUGCUCGCCUUCCCCUCCUCUCCUGCCGUGCGGUGCUCUCCCUGCACUUCCGGGGGAUUUGGACAGAGAGGAGACUCUCAAGCCAACUCUUAGUGAAGAUGCUCCUGAUGCAAAAGACGAGUUGGAGGUGGAUGGCCAGCCGGAAGAGGCGGCGGCGGCGGCAGCCCCACAUGACUUCCAGGGCUUGAGUGCCAAGAAAGGCCUGGGAGCAGCCCCAACAGCUGUAACUGCACCAAAGAUGUGGAAGAAACCAAAAGAACGGAGCCAGGCGGCCGAGGAGGGGCUGGAGGCGGAGCCUGAGCCUAAGGUGGAAGAGGACCUUGGAGGGGACCGAAUACUUGAACCCGAGCAAGAGGCCAUGAGCCUUGGGAGGGCCUCUCCUUCCAGCCUGAAAAUAGCAAAAGUGACGGAAGAAAACGGCGAGCAGGAGGGAGACUCUCUCCGUAACGGUGCUGAGGGUGUUUCCGAGAAGGAAGAAGGUUGCACGGAGAGUGCCAGCGAAGCCCCAGCCCUCCCGUAUAAACCAGACCAGUGGAAGCCUACGGACACCGAAGGGAAGAAGCAGUACGACCGAGAUUUCCUGCUGGACUUCCAGUUCAUGCCUGCCUGCAUCCAGAAGCCAGAAGGGCUGCCGCCAAUCAGCGAUGUCGUCCUCGACAAGAUCAAUCAGCCCAAAUUGCCUCUUCGAACUUUGGACUCUCGGAUAUUGGCCCGGGGUCCAGACUUCACACCAGCGUUUGCUGAUUUUGGAAGACAGGUCCCUGGCGGGCGGGGUGCAACUGCCUGCAAAGUGCAGCCCCCACCUGGACUCCCCCCUGGCGCUCGAUGUGGCACCCCAGCAUGCCCUUUGUUGGUCUCGUCUCACCCCCAGCUGAGGAGCCUGCAGAUAGGGCUGUUGAAUGUUGGACCCCGGAGAUCUCAGCCAGGCCAGAGGAGGGAGCCCAGGAAGAUCAUCACGGUUUGCGUCAAAGAGGAUGUCCAUUUGAAGAAAGCCGAGAACGCCUGGAAGCCAAGCCUGAAGCGGGAGACGCAAGCGGAGGACCCCGAGAGCAUCAAAACCCAGGAGCUGUUCCGCAAGGUCCGAAGCAUCUUGAACAAGUUGACUCCCCAGAUGUUCAAUCAGCUCAUGAAGCAAGUGACCGACCUGACAGUGGACACGGAAGAGAGGCUGAAAGGGGUCAUCGAUCUGGUGUUUGAGAAAGCCAUUGACGAGCCCAGCUUCUCCGUGGCUUACGCAAACAUGUGCAGGGGCCUUGUCAUGCUGAAAGUGCCCAUGGCUGACAAACCCGGGAGCACAGUCAACUUCCGCAAGUUGUUGCUGAACCGUUGCCAGAAAGAAUUUGAAAAGGACAAAGCCGACGAUGACGUCUUUGAGAAGAAACAGAAGGAGCUGGAGGCUGCCAUCAUGCCAGAGGAGAGGACUCGGCUUCACGACGAACUGGAAGAGGCCAAGGACAAGGCCCGAAGGCGGUCCAUUGGCAACAUCAAGUUCAUCGGGGAACUUUUCAAGCUGAAGAUGUUGACAGAAGCCAUCAUGCAUGACUGCGUGGUAAAGCUGCUGAAGAACCACGACGAGGAAUCCCUGGAAUGCCUCUGCCGUUUGCUGACCACCAUCGGCAAAGACCUGGACUUCGAGAAAGCCAAGCCUCGAAUGGACCAGUAUUUCAAUCAAAUGGAGAAAAUUGUGAAAGAGAGAAAAACUUCCUCAAGAAUUCGGUUCAUGCUGCAGGAUGUCAUUGACCUUCGGCAGUGUAACUGGGUUUCACGGAGGGCAGAUCAAGGCCCAAAGACAAUAGAGCAGAUCCACAAAGAAGCUAAAAUUGAGGAGCAGGAAGAGCAGCGGAAAGUCCAGCAGCUGAUGACCAAAGAGAAAAGGCGGCCGGGUGUCCAGAGGGUGGAAGAAGGAGGAUGGAACACCGUGCAGGGGGCAAAAAAUAGUCGUGUGCUGGACCCCACCAAGUUCCUUAAAAUCACCAAGCCCUCGAUAGACGAGAAGAUCCAGCUUGUGCCUAAAGCCCAGUUGGGCAGCUGGGGAAAGGGCAGCAGCGGUGGAGCCAAGGCCAGCGAGAUUGAUUGCUUGCGACCAAGUGCCACGAGCCUGAACCGCUUCUCUGCGCUGCAAGCGCCUGUGUCAUCUGUCUCUGGCGCCGCCCUGGAGUUGGAUCCUCGCAGGGCCUUGACUAGUCGGGGGAGCACCGGCAGGGAGAAGAACGACAAGCUGCCCCCCUCUGCUAUUCCCCGCCCCGGCGCCUUUUUGCGGCUCAGCAGCAGCAGCAAGGAGCAGCUCUUGGACAACCAAGCACAAGAGGAGCAGCGGAGGGAGAUGCUGGAGACCGUGAAGCAGUUGACAGGCGGCCUGGAGAGUGACCGGAAUAGCCCCGAGGUGGACAAGAGCAAAGCCAGGGAGGCGGUCAAAUCUGAAGUCUCCAUUCCUCACCCUCAAGAAAAGCCUGCCUUGUCCGAAGAGGAAAUCGAAAGGAAGUGCAAAUCAAUCAUUGAUGAAUUCUUGCAUAUUAACGAUUACAAGGAAGCGGUGCAGUGUGUGGAAGAGCUGAAUGUGCCUGGCAUUCUGCCAGUGUUUGUGCAAGUUGGUGUGGAAUCCACCCUGGAGAGGAGCCAGAUCACCAGAGACCACAUGGGUCAGCUGCUGUAUCAGCUGGUGCAGUCCGAGAAGCUCAGCAAGCAGGACUUCUUCAAGGGAUUUGCAGACACUUUGGAGACCGCGGACGACAUGGCUAUCGAUAUCCCGCACAUCUGGUUGUACCUGGCUGAAUUGGUGACUCCAAUGUUGAAAGAAGGAGGCAUCUCUAUGAGAGAGCUUGUGAUAGAAUUUAGUAAACCCUUACUUCCUGUGAGAAGAGCUGGUGUUCUGCUUUCCAAAAUAUUGCACCUUCUAUGCAAACAAAUGAGCCAUAAGAAAGUGGCAGCCUUAUGGAGGGAGGCUGGCCUCAGUUGGAAAGACUUCUUACCCGAAGAGGACGACGUCCAUGCCUUUCUCCUGGAGCAGAAGUUGGACUUCACAGAAACUGACAGUUCCAGUUCCUCAGAAGCACUUUCAAAGAAAGAACUCUCUGCUGAAGAGCUGAACAGGCAGCUGGAGAAACUCAUUGUUGAGGAGGAAGCCGGCGAUGAGCAGAUCUUUGACUGGGUCGAGGCUAAUCUCGACGAAAGCCAGAUGAGUUCACCUACAUUCCUUAGAGCUUUAAUGACGGCAGUUUGUAAAGCAGCUCUUAUAGUGGAUAGCUCUAGCUUGCGAGUGGAUACUGCCGUUAUCAAGCGGAGAGUGCCGAUCUUACUCAAGUACCUAGACUCGGACACAGAGAAGGAACUACAAGCACUUUAUGCACUACAGGCAUCAAUAGUAAAACUUGACCAACCUCCUAAUUUGUUACGGAUGUUUUUUGACUGCCUGUACGAUGAGGAGGUGAUAUCAGAGGAUGCCUUCUACAAAUGGGAAAGCAGCAAAGACCCGGCGGAACAGAACGGGAAGGGCGUAGCGCUGAAAUCCGUCACCGCGUUCUUCACGUGGCUACGAGAAGCUGAAGAGGAGUCUGAGGAUAAUUAAAACUGAAUACAAAAAAAAAAAGGAAGAAAAAAAAGAAAAGAAAAACAAACAAAAAACAAUUUAAGUAUUUUUUUAAAAAAAGUUUCAUGUCUUCGCCAAUCACAGUGCAGCAAGGCCAAUUCUCGCGCAGAACCCCCUUUCCCCACGUGUGCACGAGUGGGGAGAGGGACAAAAUAGUCACACACGCAAAGGCGAUCAUGGAGGACAGAAAGUACUUGAAAAUUCAAGUCCACGCAACCCUGAGGGCAGGAGCACUAAACCAAAAUACAUCUAUUAUUUAUAGAAACUAUUUUCUGUUUUAAUCUUUUUCAUUUUUAAACAAGGACUCAUACUUUAAGAAGAAACAAAUCUGUUUAGACAAAAAAAAUGAGAACUAUAAUUUAUUAUUUUAAGAACUGCAAAUGCCAGUGUAAUUUUUAAAUUUGCAGUUUCUGUAACAAAUUGUAUAAUAGACAAAAAAAGCAGAGAAAUAAAUUUCCCUCCCUUUCAGCUCCACCUCGGUUUUGUUUG
Molecule: messenger RNA, 8198 nt
Organism: Python bivittatus (Burmese python)
Lineage: Eukaryota; Metazoa; Chordata; Lepidosauria; Squamata; Pythonidae
Source: RefSeq, a predicted model, not a curated record